AGAAUGGCAAGUCAGACAGUCUGCUUGUUCUCUGAUGAGGUGGAGCAGGAGCAGAUUCAGAAAAGGACAUUCACCAAUUGGAUUAAUGCUCAACUCGCUAAGAGAUGUCCUCCCUCGUUUGUGUCCGACCUCUUUUCUGACCUCAGAGACGGAUCACAGCUGCUUGACCUGCUAGAGGUGAUGAGUGGUCAGUGUCUGAAAAGACAGAGAGGACAUGGGGUUUUCCAGCAGAGGGCCAACAUUGAGACGGCGCUCACUUUCCUCAAGAAAAAAUCUAUUAAAUUGGUGAACAUAAACAUCCCAGAUAUCAUAGAUGGACGACCGUCCAUCAUCCUCGGACUUGUCUGGACCAUCAUUCUCCACUGUCAUAUUGAAGAGCUGGCCAGCGCUCUGUCCUUCAGCUCUCGUCAUUCCUCCCUCGACUCUCUGACCAGCCUGGACUCCUGGACUCCCGGCAGCCCCGUCCCCGCUAGUCCCGUCCCCACAGGGCGGACGUCACCUCUCCACAGGCGCUUCAGAGUGUCAGCCAAGAAGGCUCUGCUCAUGUGGGUCAGGGACCAAUGCCAAAGGGUCGGCAGCUCUGUCAGUGUGAAGGACUUCAAGUCCAGCUGGAGGAGUGGAGAGGCCUUCUUGGUCAUCCUGUGUUCUCUCAGACCACAGCUCGUUGACCUCUCUCUGGUCCAGUCCAGAAGCAACCAGGAGAACCUUGAGGAAGCUUUUCACUUGGCCGAGAGGGAGCUUCACAUCCCGCCCCUGCUAGAACCUCAGGAUGUUGAUGUCAAAGACCCGGAUGAGAAGUCCAUUAUGACAUAUGUGGCCCAGUUUCUCCAGUACUCCAAUGACAUGCCUGCGCCUGAUGACCAUCUGCAGCUGUUUCCUCUGGAUCAGCCGUUCUGCUUCUCACCUGUGAAUUUACCCGCUCACUUCACUCCAGCAAUGGCUGUCUCGUCAUUACGCCAGGUCCCUUUGAGUGAGCGAGCGCACGAGGUGACUUCCUGGCUGCAGCAGUCCUUUCAGGAACUGUCAGAGUCCUGGACGAGCACAGAGAACUCAGGCUACGCAGAAAAAUAUCAAGUGUUCCAGAAUCAUGCUGGCUCCUUCUCUGAGCAAAGGAGACACGUCAUGAGCCUCCUCUCCAAUGUAAGUCGUCGCCCUGAGCUGAGUCGAGUGCUGCAUGAUCUCAGAGCAGCAUGGGAUCGUAUAGAGGAUGAGUUGCAGCGAUGUAAAGCAGAGCUGGACCUGAUUCUUCCUCCUCCUCUGGACUCAGUGGUGUCGUGGCUGCAGCGUGCAGAGGCAGCACUGACAGAAGGAGGACGGACGGCCAAAGACCAUGCAGACAUCGCUAAAGAAGCCCGAGCACAACAGGAAACCCUUAAGACUUUAAUUGACGAGAUGAGUCAUUAUGUCAAAACCCUUGACAACUACAACAACAUGGACGACUCAGGGAACAUGGAGGUGCCAGCUGAAAAGUUUGAUGAGAUAAAAAGACGUGUUACCCAUAUCAGAGUCACCACCAAAUAUCAUGGGAUCAAGUUGGAAUACCGGGAAUACCGCCACACUGUCCUGAACCUCCUGAAUCGCAUAAACGCCAAGAUUCAGACGUGGAAAAGUCCUUAUAGAACAGAGGAGGACGUGCAUGUACAUCUGCAAGACUGGCAUGAAACAGUGGAGCACCAAGGCCUGAUUCUGAUUCUGAUGGACUCCCUCCAGAACCUGAAGGAGAAGGCUAACGCUUACACCAGCAAGGCAGCGCUAGGUGAAGAUUCCCAGCUUGUUCAGUGUCAGGUGAAAGAGGCUGAAAUGGAGGCUGAGUUGCUCACAGAAGCUGCGACAACAGUGAGAGGAAGGAUGGAGAGAGUAGCGUCUGCGUGGGACACUUACAGCAAGUGUCUCCCUUCACUGCAGACAUGGCUCUCACAGUCAGAAACUCCGUCUCCUGCUGCAGGGACACAGGACAUGAGCGAGUGGACGUCCUGUCACGCUAAGCUAAAUGAGGCCGGGAACUUCCUUAUUGAAGCGACGGAAACUUCAACCAGCCGCAGUCUGGUCGGACAACUCAGCAAGAUCAACAAGUGCUGGGCUGGAUGUGUGAAGAGGACAAAGUUUGAAGUCACAGCAGAGCCCAGUGUUAAUCCACCAGGUCUUCAAAUGGUGCAUUCACUGACCCAGGACGUCACCUGGUUACUGAGACAACCGCUGGACGUGGCCUCUGUUCCUCUCAAUGCGACAAGACAGAAACUACAGCUACUGAGUAAAAAGUUGGCAGAGUUGGAUGCGUCGUCGCUCAGUUUAUCCCCGGAAAUAGAGACUCUCCCAAAGAUGCUGGCAGAGGCAGAGAGGAGCUGCUGGGAGCUGCAGCGAGCUGCGUCCAUGCUCGAGGGCCGCCUCGCUGAGCUGGACCACUGGAGCUCACACGCUCUGGACUGUUACCAGCUGCUGCAGGAGAAAACGCAGAGAAGGCGCUCCGCACUGGACUCCGCAGCCAAAGUGCUGCUCUCUCGAGGUUUGCAGCUGGAGAACCAGGUUGUGACCGACGGACGGGAACUGCAGGACUUUAUUGACCGAGUACGGAAAACUUCUCCUCUGCAGCACCUCAGUGCCUCUGGGCUACAGGACAGAGUCUCGGAGGCCAUCUCCAACUGUCAGGAGAUUCUUGGAUUGUUUACUUCCCUUGGGUUUGACGACUCAGUCCGUCAGACUCAAAGACAACGAGAGACCGGGUUUUUUGUUGUGGCCAGAACCAAACAUGCAAACUGGACUGAGAAUAUUAAGGUGCAGAACCAGGACCCAAGUCAAAUUUCUCCUGUGUAUCUAUCUCAUAUGUCUCAACAAAGCACAAGACAUCCAGUGAACAGGAACGCACAAGAUGAAACCACCAUUGUUGUUCCUACUGUUGAAAUCCAAAUGCUGCCUCAGCCUUUCCGGGAACCAGUGCCUCAUUUUCACUUUUCUGAAUCUAAACCAGUGAUGCAGCUUCAGUUACGUCCCGAAACCCACAAUCAGACUGCUGCUGCUGCUGCUUCUGGACUAACAUUUCAAAAAAGCACAGUUCUCCAGUCUGAGAGUCAAAAAUCGAAAUCCAUCAACAGAGGCUCUCAGUCUCCACAGCCACUGGUGAUGGUCCACAGUGAAGUUCAUCUAAAGGCCCAGUCGAUGGCGAGGAGCCGAAUGGAGAGGGCCAGAGUUCGUCUGCAGGAGCACAUCCAACAGUCCAUCAAGUUAUUCAGCAGCAGGGAGAUUUCAGAGUCACAAGCCAAGAGGAAAAAGUGGGCUUUAAAGAUUCUGCAGCCCGUCGUUCUCGAGGAGUUCCUGGACGCGGCGGAAGGUUUUGGCGCCUUCUGCUCUGAGCCGCAGCUCCAGGACGUGAGGCUCCAGUCUGAAACAGUCAGAAAGCAGUGGGAGGACGUACGCAGAGAAAUGGCUGCCUUUGUUUCCGUCUUAUGGUCUAAGAUCAGAGAAGGAGAGCAGUCAUUUUCUGUACUAACGUGUACUAACGCUCUCCACGACACUACUGACCACACUGACCACACUGACCACGACUGUUUCCGGCAGCAGCAGCAGCAGCAGGCCGUCGUGGACGGAGCUGCUUCUGCAGGAGAACGGGUGGAAGGUCUCAGAGCGCUGCGUGAGACAGUGACACAGAGUAGAUCAUCAUGCCUGGCAGCAGAUCAGCCGAUGGAGACACACGGAGCACAAGAAAGACGUCCCACUGACACAGUUCUCUCAGCCUAUAACAGGGAACAGCAAGCAGACCUGACACCUGUGGCCGUCUCGGUGCCACACUGUGGUGAAACUCUGCCACUGCGAUCUCCGUACGUCACGACGGAAACACGGGAAAGAGUCAAAGAGCAGCUGCUGAAAGUUCACCUACGUCACAGGACAGAGAGGAACGAGCGAGUCCAACGUCAAGUACAGACGGUCGUCAGCGGCGACACUGUGGAGGCCGAGCAGGCGGAGGCAGAGUGGACCGGCGCCCCGGAGACGGAGACGGUCGUCGCACAACAGGAAGAUAAUUCGUCUGAACAGGAAGUGCUGGAAAGGAUGACGUAUGUGGAGAAGACAGCUGACCUGAUGGAGUCUACGGAUCAUCAGACGUCACUGGUGUCGCAAAAACUGGACAAACUCAUCACGCGGUCCGUGGACGUCUCCUCCUUCAGAUUUGCUGACCCGAAUCUGGAGUCCGACUUAAAGGAGAUGAACGAGAGGCUGAGGAAACCGUUGAAGCAAAGCAGCCAAGAGGAAACACAACAUCCAGAAACCACAUCCCUCCACCAGACUCCCUGCAGCAGUGUUGGUGAUCUCCAAAUAUUCCAACAGCAGCUGGGGAAUGUUGAGUUUGCUGCCCAGGCUGUGGAUCACUUCGUCUUAGCUGCUCUGAGUGAAGGCAAGGCACAGAUCCCAGCAGCCUUCCUGGCAAAGCCGAACACAAACAGGCAGCAAAACGUGGCAGAGCAGGAGCUGGAGAGACUUUCUUGGCAGAGACCGAUGCAGCACAGUUUGCAGACUGAACAAUCUGAUGUUGCUGACGGGGAUUUAAAAGCAGCGGGGACGAUUCUGACCACAACUGUGACGCACCAGGAAGUGGUUACAUCAUUGCCAAGGAGCACGGUGGAUGUGGAGGAGGCCAAACACCAGGAGAGCAGUGAGGAGUUUAGUCCUGUGAAGAUGCGUGUGACGGAGACACAUCCGGAGCAGGAGCAUCCACCUCCACGUGAGGGGGAGCAGGAGUCAAGGUUGGAGGCUGAAGUGGGUGCAGAGGUAGAGACACAGAGAGAGGAGGAGGAGGAGGAGCAGAAUGUUGAAGGACACGUGGAGGGUCAGAGGAGGAGAGGGAGCUGCGUUAAGAGAGAAGGAGAAGAGAAGCAGAGUUUUGUCCAGAGGAGAGCUGCCUUCUUAGAAGCACUGAGGGACAUAAGGAGAGCAGCUGAGCAUGUGAGGCUGCACGAGGCCACGCUGCCCGCUCUGCAGCUGAGGAAACGUGCUCUGACAGAGCUGGACAGUCGCCUCGCCGGCCUCCUCUCUGAGCUGCAUCACGCACAACAUUCUCCUCAGAGCAGCGAAGUCAAGGACGUCUGGGACGAGACGACAAGAGCUGUGACUGAACGGUAA
This is a messenger RNA of Solea senegalensis (Senegalese sole), 5109 nucleotides long. RefSeq lists its product as uncharacterized. The transcript is spliced from 30 exons. Gene Ontology annotation, cellular component: nuclear outer membrane; cytoplasm; meiotic nuclear membrane microtubule tethering complex. Bases 4 to 5109 code for a protein of 1701 amino acids. The record is from RefSeq and is a predicted model, not a curated record. Gene Ontology annotation, molecular function: actin filament binding. Lineage: Eukaryota; Metazoa; Chordata; Actinopteri; Pleuronectiformes; Soleidae. Gene Ontology annotation, biological process: nuclear migration.